Messenger RNA from Talaromyces proteolyticus, 1252 nucleotides. RefSeq names its product putative Golgi membrane protein. NCBI's taxonomy places the organism in Eukaryota, Fungi, Ascomycota, Eurotiomycetes, Eurotiales, Trichocomaceae. The coding region runs from base 229 to 798 and encodes 189 amino acids. The transcript has 4 exons. Gene Ontology annotation, cellular component: Golgi membrane. The record is from RefSeq and is a predicted model, not a curated record. Gene Ontology annotation, biological process: retrograde vesicle-mediated transport, Golgi to endoplasmic reticulum; protein retention in ER lumen.
CGGAUUGCGAACAGUCACGGCUGCGACUAACGACGACGACGACGGAACUAGCUUUCGGUCUUGGAAUAAUACACUCUCUUCUGUUUUAAUUUUCUCGACCCACGACACUGCUGGUUCUCCCACCACUCACUGUGUUGUGUGCUCUUACUAGUCUGCCAAAAUCACUUCCGGAGACUCUCUGGAUCCCGCAUCUCUCCUUUUUCCCUCCUCGUACUCGAAUUCUCAGCCAUGGACGCCCCGGAGCCGGAGCAGACGCCAUUCAAUGCAGUUCAGGCGCAGACGUCGAAACUUGCGAGGCAAUACCAAUCCUACCUUGACAAAUUGACGCCACACACUGUCUAUCGAUGGGCCGGCACGGUCGUUCUGCUGCUACUCUUUUUCCUUAGAAUUAUUGUGGCACAGGGUUGGUACAUCGUCGCCUACACCCUCGGCAUCUACCUUCUGAACCUCUUCCUCGCCUUCCUCCAACCCAAAUUCGACCCCUCCCUGACUCAAGACGAAGGACUCGAGGACGGCGAGGCGGGCGCCUCGAGCCUGCCGAUUAAACAAGACGACGAGUUCCGUCCGUUUAUCCGACGCCUGCCCGAGUUCAAGUUCUGGCACUCGGCCACGCGUGCGAUCGCGAUUGGCUUUGUGUGCUCGUGGCUCCCGUUCUUCGAUAUCCCGGUUUUCUGGCCGGUGUUGGUGAUGUACUGGCUGAUUCUGUUUUUCUUGACGAUGCGACGCCAAAUUCAACACAUGAUCAAAUACCGCUACGUCCCCUUCACCAUCGGCAAGACGCGAUACGGCCGCGACUAAAACGAAUGCCAAUCCCUAAUCCCUCGCGGACCUUUCUUUUCUCAUUAAGAGUAAGAAGUAAGAAGUAAGAAAUUUAAUGUGACCACGCAUGCCGCCACGCACGCAUUCUGGCCGUUCCCUUUCUUUUCACAACUAGCGUCGAGCUAUUUGAUCGACCGACAUACCAAUACUUAAGUGGCAGUAUGAGACCUGAAUCUGGCAUGAUUCGAUAUGUGAUGUUAUUUUAUAUUCAUAUUAUUAUUACUAUUACUUUACUCAUUUCAUGUUUUUUUGUACUCAUAAUUGGUGUGGUGUGUUGAGUAUUAUCUAUCAUACGGAGAAAUAUUAUCUUUAGAGAAGCAAAGCAUACUAGGACUGUUUUGAUCCUGUCAUAUCCCUUCCUUUACCUUCAACUCUAUUCAUUUUUCUUCAUAAUAUGGACAAUAGUUAUAUAAGCUAUUGCAUUGUCAGCUAC